Molecule: messenger RNA, 2043 nt
Organism: Hemicordylus capensis (graceful crag lizard)
Lineage: Eukaryota; Metazoa; Chordata; Lepidosauria; Squamata; Cordylidae
Product: glutathione hydrolase 1 proenzyme-like
Exons: 12
Coding region: 1-1713 (570 amino acids)
Biological process (GO): regulation of inflammatory response; regulation of immune system process; glutathione catabolic process
Cellular component (GO): plasma membrane
Molecular function (GO): glutathione gamma-glutamate hydrolase
Source: RefSeq, a predicted model, not a curated record
AUGAAGAAGAAACACUGGGCAAUUGGGAUUGUGACAGCACUACUCCUUAUCCUUAUUCUUUUCCUUGGACUUUUCUUUGGGCUACACUCUAAAUCAUCACUCAGGCAUGAAGCACAUGUCUACAAGAGGGCGGCCGUGGCCACAGAUGCGGGACCAUGCUCCAUCAUUGGGAGGGAUAUCCUCCAAAAGGGAGGGUCCGCCGUGGAUGCUGCAAUUGCUGCUCUUCUCUGCGUGGGCCUGAUGAACCCCCACAGCAUGGGAAUUGGAGGAGGCCUCUUCUUCACCAUCUACACAGCUGACGGGAAAGUGGAAGUCAUUAACGCCAGGGAGGUGGCCCCAAAGAACUCUUCCAAGGACAUGUUUGGCAACAGCACAGACCUUUCCCUAAAAGGAGGAUUGUCCAUUGCAGUUCCAGGAGAAAUCCGUGGCUAUGAAAUGGCACAUCAACGUCAUGGCAAGCUACCCUGGAAAGAGCUGUUUUUGCCCAGCAUCAAGCUGGCAAGAGAAGGGUUCCCUGUCGGGAAAGGUGUGGGAGCAUCCCUCAAGUCAAAAAACCAAUCCAUUGAAAGCAACCCAUCCUUGUGCGAGGUCUUCUGUAAAGAAGGGAAAGUCCUCAGCGAGGGGGAAAUUCUCAAGUUGCCCAAACUAGCAGACACCUACGAGAUCUUGGCCAACGAGGGACCAAAUGCCUUUUAUAAUGGGAACUUAGGUCAGCAAAUUGUCAGAGACAUCCAGAAUGCAGGGGGCAUCAUUACAAUGGAAGACCUGAGGGACUACAGGCCAAUUCUAGAGGAAAAUCCUUUAAACAUCUCCCUUGGCGAUUUCACCAUGUAUGCUCCUAGUGCCCCAUUGAGUGGCCCUGUGCUGGCACUCAUCUUUGGCAUCCUGGAAGGAUUUAAUUUCUCCAGCAAGAGCCUCGAGACUUUGGAGGAGAAGGGCCUCACCUACCAUCGCAUUGUGGAGGCUUUCCGCUUUGCCUUCGCGAAGAGGACAUUACUGGGGGACCCAAGAUUUGUCAACGUCUCUGAGGUGAUCCGAAACAUGACUUCAGAAUCCUUUGCAGAGGGUCUGUGGGCCAAAAUCACCAACGUCACGCAUGAAGUGAGCUACUAUGAGCCAGAAUACUACACUCCAGAUGAUGCUGGUACAUCCCACGUCUCCAUUGUGGCUGACGAUGGCAGUGCUGUGUCCGCCACCAGCACCAUCAACCAACACUUUGGCUCCGAAGUUCGUUCCACUGUGAGCGGAAUUAUAUUCAACGAUGAGAUGGAUGACUUCAGCUCUCCUCAUAUCAUCAAUGGCUUUGAUGUUUCCCCUUCCAAAGCAAACUUCAUUGCCCCAGGUAAACAGCCUUUCUCUUCCAUGUGCCCAUCUAUCUUGGUGGAUAAGAACAAUAGGGUUAGGAUGGUGGUUGGUGCUUCUGGAGGGACGAAAAUCACCACAGCUAUAGCACUGACAAUAAUCAAUUCCCUUUGGUUCGGCUAUGAUGUUAAGACGGCUGUGGAAACGCCCCGAGUCCAUAACCAGCUGUUUCCCAAUGAUACCGUACUGGAGAUGAAAGUGGAAGAGGGAAUAGAAGAUGAACUACGGAAAAGGAGGCAUAAGAUUACUCGAAACAGCUCAAGGGCUGUUGUGCAAGCCAUUCUCCGGACAGAUGAUGGCUGGGCUGCUGCUUCAGAUUCCCGGAAGGGAGGCUUCCCAGCAGGCUACUAAACUGGUUUCAAGUUGUUCACAUGGAUUGGGACUUAAUUGCAGAUCUGAAUGCCAGUUUUUGGAGAUCACCAGUGCAAAGUCACUUACACUUCAGUGGGCGUGACUUGCAUGUUAUUAAGCAAGAUCUGUGUUUCUGAUGCUCCAGAACUUCACCGUUUCAGAUAAACUUGGAAAUGACUACUCUAACCACUGAUCUCUUCUGUUCCAUAAAAUACCAAGAGCACAGGAGAAAAUUCCAAGCCCUGGCGAACUUGUUUAUGAGGGGAAACAUCUAAAUUGGGUGAAUGUUUGCACAAGGAAGUUGCUUGAGAUUCGCUCAAACCUAGGAGG